Anopheles cruzii is the source of this 666-nucleotide messenger RNA. RefSeq names its product glutathione S-transferase 1-like. The coding region runs from base 13 to 666 and encodes 217 amino acids. Lineage: Eukaryota; Metazoa; Arthropoda; Insecta; Diptera; Culicidae. Gene Ontology annotation, molecular function: glutathione transferase activity. The record is from RefSeq and is a predicted model, not a curated record. The transcript has a single exon. Gene Ontology annotation, biological process: glutathione metabolic process.
UGGCCGGCGGAUAUGGAUCUGUAUUACAACAUCCUGUCGCCUCCGUCGAGGGCCAUUAUGCUGCUCGGCGAGUCGCUGCAGCUUAAGUUCAACCUCAUCAGCCUCGACGUGCACCGGAAGGACUACGUGAACGCGGAGUUCAAGAAGAUUAACCCACAGCACACGGUGCCUACGCUGGUCGUCGACGGUGUGGCCAUCUGCGAGCCGGGAGCCAUUUUGAUCUACUUGGCCGAGCGGUUUGCCCUCUGUAGCAGUGGCCUUUACCCUCCGACGGACCCCCUCCGCCGAGCCAUCGUGAACCAGAGGCUGUUCUUCGAGUGUGGCACCCUGUACAAGUGUAUCUUCGUGUACUACACGCCGGUGGUGCUGGAGCGGUCCACUCCGAUCGCGGCGGACCGGCAGAAGCUGGAAGAAGCGGUAGCCGUACUGGAGGGCAUUCUACGCGAGAGCGCCUUCCUGGCCGGGGACAUCCUGACCAUUGCCGACUACUCGCUGGUCUGCACGCUGUCCAUGCUGGUGGUGCUAAAGUUCGAUCUCGGCCCGUACGAUCACGUGCGCCGAUGGUACGAACGGUGCAAGGAAGCGAUCGCCGGCUACAGCGAGCUAACGGAGCGUGCCGUGGCCAUGUUCCAAACCUGGCUCGAGGAGGAAACCAAUCAACGGUAG